AGCCUUUCUUUCCCAUCCCACGCUGCCCCCAAUUGCUCCACAGAAAUGAGAAAAGCCCCCCAAACCCAAAGCACAGCCGCCUUCAUCCCCACUGCCCCACGUCCCCACCCAGACACCUGCCCAAGAGACUUUGUCCUGUGCCAUCCUUUACACCGCAGCUUUCAGAUCACCAUGCCCACAGGUGUUCCCAACAUCCCCAAAGAGAGCUCGUCCCUGGUAGGAUGAGAGCUGCCCACGCCCCAGGGUGGGGUGUCCCCACCCCAGUAAACCCUUCUGCUCACCUAUAAUAGGUGAGGCUGGAAGGACAGGGGCACUGCAGCUGCCCUCUGCCACCAUGCAGAACUACCCGCAGCACACCAGUAUCAACAUGCCAUCCUUUGGGCAGAAUGUGAUCAACACCGUUCCCGUCUCCUCGCCACCGCCGCCACCCCCCAAGGAUUUUGUACUCUGGUCCCUCUUCAACUUCGUACUCUGCAACCCCUUCUGCCUGGGCUUCUGUGCGCUCUCAUACUCCAUUAAGUCCCGAGAUAGGAUAAUUGCCCAGGACCUCACAGGUGCCAGCAGCUACGGGAGGACGGCCAAGAUCUUGAACAUCGUUGCACUCUGCCUGGGACUCUUGGUGACCAUCAUCUCCAUUGUCCUGGUGUUUCUCUACCUUCCACUCUACUACGUUCAGCCUUGAUCUGGCCCGAUGAAGAGGAGCAGCGCCACGGUCCCACUCCUCCUCCCCUCUCCCCCUGAUCCCAUCAGUGCCUUGGUACCACCCCACCGAGGUGGCCCUGUUAGGGAUGAGGCCUCGGGAUGAGCUCAAGACAAAUAAAGCUUUUUCCUCAUUCUCUUCCUGUUCAGAAAUGUUGUGGUUUUACGGUUCGGGGAUUGGGGCUGCCCCAUAGCUGGGACGAGAUGCUUGGGCAGGGAGUGUGUGUCUGUGCUGUUCGGUCAUUCCUCCUCCUGGGGCUGCGAGGGUUGCUCAGAGUCAUCAAACCCAGACUCGUUUCUGCGUC
Numida meleagris (helmeted guineafowl) is the source of this 1004-nucleotide messenger RNA. Its product is annotated as interferon-induced transmembrane protein 3-like. Gene Ontology annotation, biological process: type I interferon-mediated signaling pathway; response to type II interferon; negative regulation of viral genome replication. The record is from RefSeq and is a predicted model, not a curated record. The coding region runs from base 335 to 682 and encodes 115 amino acids. Gene Ontology annotation, cellular component: plasma membrane. NCBI's taxonomy places the organism in Eukaryota, Metazoa, Chordata, Aves, Galliformes, Numididae. The transcript is spliced from 2 exons.